Molecule: messenger RNA, 222 nt
Organism: Phytophthora sojae
Lineage: Eukaryota; Oomycota; Peronosporomycetes; Peronosporales; Peronosporaceae
Exons: 1
Source: RefSeq, a predicted model, not a curated record
AGAUAUCUAGGUGCACACGUCGGUAGCAGGGUUUCGACCGACUUCACUUGGCACACAACGGUGACUCAACUGAAGACGCGACUGAGGCUUGCUUCUAUCAAGUUACUGACCGAGGAUCAAUGUGCUAUUGUCGCUGCCGCUGUCGUUAUCCCGAAAAUCACCUCCAUUGCACGACACGCUUGGCCGACCACGAGACAAGUGCAGGAAUUACAGCGACGCAUU